AGGAUCACAGGACACACAUCGGACGAGACACUGCCGGAUCUCACUUUCAAACGCCAUGGACUGAACCACCAAAGGACUUGCGACUCUUCAUUGAGUCUCACGAACUGCUGCUUUCAUGCAUGCGUGUUCUCCUGUUAUAUCAUUCGCAUGUCUCUUCGGAGCAUCUUGUGGUGAGUAUCGGACAAACGGACGAUUCAAUCAUCUCACAUUUUUGCCGGACAAGGAAAAUCGCCAUUUAUCGCCGUGGACCACUUCACCUUGCCGGACAAACAGCCGUGGAUUUUCCGUUCGGAAUUUUGCUUUUUUCUGUUCAAAGGAUCGAGGAGACGCCAAAACACCGGUCACAAUCGAGGAUACCCAAAAGGACACCACUUGUACGCCAGGAUUUCUCCAUUUUUCUGCUUUUCCAUGCAGCGUCCUCAUCUCUGUUCCCUGUCCCUUGCAGUUAUUCGCAAUGGGAUUUGAGGUGCUAGAGAGAUGUCGCAUCAAUCGCCCUCGGUCACUCGCCCAGCAUCAGAAAAGUCGGACGCCAUUUCUCUCUUCUCACUCGCCUGGAUUUAACGAGGACUUUUGUGGAUCAUCCGUCAGCAUGCCUGGGUUUUUGAUUCUCGACAAACAAAGGCCCCUGGACUCUUCGACAACAUCCGAACAUGUUCUCAGUUCCUGAUGUUAUUGUAUCAGACAGAGGCGUGUGACGGUGAUGCCUUGGACUUUCACUUCCUCUGGACAUUUCGACCCAUGGUUUUUGACGCCGGAUUUGUUUCUUUUGUCUUGCCAUUACGGACCUGGUCACCAAUAUGGACUGUCUGGAUUUGCCUGGAUAUUUUCUGUUUUCUUUUUCUGUUCAAACUACUCCAUGGAUCUGGAUGGCGUAUUCGCCAAA
Messenger RNA from Neurospora tetraspora, 883 nucleotides. RefSeq lists its product as uncharacterized. Bases 116 to 667 code for a protein of 183 amino acids. Lineage: Eukaryota; Fungi; Ascomycota; Sordariomycetes; Sordariales; Sordariaceae. The transcript has a single exon. The record is from RefSeq and is a predicted model, not a curated record.